AGUGGAGGGGGGAAAAGUUUGUAAGAGAAGGAGCACGGAUGCGCGGGUAAAUAGCGAGAUUGCGCAUGCGCGUUGUUUGUAGUCUAAGUUGCACGGUAGUGGACUUCUGGAGUCCCCGCGGGAAGUUUGGCCGCAGCCAGCAUGAGCACGUGCUCCGUUUCCAAGGGCUGUUUUGUGUUCAAGCCAGAUUCAAAAAAGAGGAAGAUAUCUUCAGCAGCUGAAUACUUUAGUAAAGGUAACAAUGAUGCUGAGGAUAGUGGGCUACGAUUUGAUACAUGCCAGUCCUUAUGGAAAGAGAUUAAAUGUGAAACAGAGCAAAUACAAGAGGAUCUCAAUAAAAAACUAUUUCAUAACCUUCUAGAUUUUUUGAGAAAAUCUCAUCUGGAUUUCAAACAGAAGAAAACAGAAUGGGCUUCUCGCAUGAAGUCUAAUGAAAUUCCUACUGCAGCAGUUGUUCUAGGUGUGAAUGUUACAGAUCAUGAUCUGACAUUUAAAAGACUCACUGAAGUUUUCCAGAAUGAUGUUACUCCUUUUGUAGUGUCACUGAAGUCGAAAGAAUGUCCAGGCAUUAAAAACCUAUUGCAGAAGCUGAUGAUUCAACUGAUGGGUUGCCCAGUAGAUAUGGACUCAUCUGAUGAAGAAGAAUCUUCCAAGAUUUCUCCAAACAGGAUUCGUUACUCUGUGACAUCACUUACUAAGUGGUAUAGGAAUGUAACCAAGAAAGCAGAUACUGAAACACCAUGCAAAAAAAGAAUAUUUUCUUCUAAACAUUGUGAAUCUCCUCCAGUUGUGGUUAUUUUCAAGAAUAUAGAAAGUUUCUCAUCCAAAGUACUGCAGGAUUUCAUAACAAUCAGCAGUCAUUGCAUACGUGAAUUUCCACUGGUACUCAUUUUUGGAAUUGCCACUUCUCCAAUGAUCAUCCAUAAGUUACUUCCUCACUCGGUUUCCUCUUUGCUAUGUAUAGAGCUCUUCCAGUCUCUGUCUUGCAAAGAACAUUUGAGUAAAGUAAUUGAUAAGCUACUUCUGACAAGUCAGUUUCCCUUUAAACUUAGUGAGAAAGUUCUUCAGGUACUAAUCAACAUAUUUUUGUACCAUGAUUUCUCUGUCCAGAAUUUCAUCAAGGGGUUUCAGCUGUCUCUUCUGGAGCAUUUUUAUUCCCAGCCACUCAGUGUGUUGUGCUGUGAGAUUUACAAAGCUAAGAAGAGAGUUGAUUCUUUAUCACACAAUCAGUGUGAAAAUAUUCGAAGACUGUCAUCUUUUAGAAGGUUUGUUGAAAGUGAAGUGUCAAACAAGCAGACUAUACUACUAACAGAUGAUGAAGGCCUAAAGGAAACGGUAUAUGCUUUGCUGCAAGACCUACAUACUUACCAUGAAAAUUAUUUCCCAGUUUUACGUUGUCUUCAUGCUUUUACAUCUUCUCUUCCAAAGUAUCCAUUAGGAAAACAAAUCAGGGAAUUGUACUGUGCAUGUUUGGAGAAGAAAGUGUGGGAAACAGAAGAGUAUGAAUCUGCCAUUCAGCUGGUGAGGAUGAUGGCCACGGAUGAGUUAGUGGACAUUCUUGAAAAAUGUGUGGAGAUUCUGAAAUCCUCUCCUGCAGCACAUCUAGGAAACUCUUUAGAGAAAAUAGAAGAGUACCUGAGUCAACUUAAACAUCCUGAAGAAAUUAAUGAAGAUCAAGAGACAUCUAUAUCCUCAUUAAAAGAACUUCAGAAGAAGACAGAUCUGUAUCAUCUCCAAAAGACUUUGUUGGAGAUGAAGGAAUCAAGAAGACUUAAGAAACUGACGAAAUUUGAAAUGCUCCGUUUUGAAAUUGUUGACUUUGUAGAUAGCCUUGUAAAAAAUUAUCUUGUACCUGUAGAAAUGCAGACAUUGCAUGAGGUGAUGUACUUCAGUGCAGCCAAUACUCUUCGUGAACGUUUGAAUGCUCCCCCCCGUGUUGCUCUUCACAAUGCCCUGAACAAUCCAUAUUUCUAUUUGAAGAACGAAUCUUUAAAAAGUGAAGCAGGCUCCAUUUCCAACACAGCUCCUGAUAUUUGUAUAGCCUACAAGCUUCAUUUAGAGUGUGGCAGAUUAAUUAACCUUGUUGACUGGUUAGAGGCUUUUUCAACUGUUGUAAAAGCAGCUGACAACACAGAUUCUUCAGUGAAAGAUCGGAUAGAUGACAUUACUCACGCUCGGUUCAUUAGAGCAGUCUCUGAAUUGGAACUCUUGGGAUUCAUAAAGCCUACCAAGCAGAAAACAGAUCACGUGGCAAGGCUGACAUGGGGCAGCUGUUGAUGUGCAUCCUCCCAAGGAAAAGGACAGUAAUCUUUACAAGACGGAUGGAUCCUUGUCAAGUAAUUUCCAUUAUAGGAGAAAUUUUACUUUGCUGCAGUAAUAAAGUACAUGUAAAUACCCUA
Molecule: messenger RNA, 2399 nt
Organism: Anolis carolinensis (green anole)
Lineage: Eukaryota; Metazoa; Chordata; Lepidosauria; Squamata; Anolidae
Gene: orc3
Product: origin recognition complex subunit 3
Exons: 20
Coding region: 142-2277 (711 amino acids)
Biological process (GO): DNA replication; DNA replication initiation
Cellular component (GO): nuclear origin of replication recognition complex; nuclear pre-replicative complex; DNA replication preinitiation complex
Molecular function (GO): DNA replication origin binding
Source: RefSeq, a predicted model, not a curated record